Molecule: messenger RNA, 1599 nt
Organism: Anopheles bellator
Lineage: Eukaryota; Metazoa; Arthropoda; Insecta; Diptera; Culicidae
Product: proton-associated sugar transporter A-like
Exons: 5
Coding region: 1-1599 (532 amino acids)
Cellular component (GO): membrane
Molecular function (GO): sucrose:proton symporter activity
Source: RefSeq, a predicted model, not a curated record
AUGUUGGACGUGGAGAAGGAACUGGCGCCGCCGCCACGAAUCCCGUCCGAGGAGGAGAUACUGCGGGGAAUGCUUAGCCGGCGCUACCACUACGCUCAAGCACAUCGGACCGCCGCCUAUCAGCACACGUUCCGAGCUAAGUCCCGCUGGGAGCUGGUGCGGCUGUCGCUGCUGAUCGUUGGCAUCGAAUGUACGUACGCCACGGAGACGGCCUUCGUCGCCCCGAUCCUGCUCGCAAUCGGCCUGCCGCACACGCUGAUGACGAUGAUGUGGGCCGUUCCGCCAGUCGUCGGUGUCCUGUUCGUGCCGGUGGUGGCGUCGGUCAGCGAUCAGCUGCGAUUUGCUUGGGGCCGCCGACGGCCGAUGCUGCUCGCGCUCGGGUUGGCGAUGCUCUCCGGAAUGAUGUUGCUGCCGCACGGGCACCAGAUUGGUGCGGUGCUCGGGCUGCGUACAGUGGCCUGGGUGGCUACCAUCACCACCGUCGGGCUGACGAUGACCGACUUCUCGGCCGAGGCCGCAAAUGGCCUGUGCCGAACGUACGCGAUGGAAGUGUGCACGAUCCGGGAUCAGGCGCGAGUCCUCAGCACGAUGAUGCUGACCGGCGGGCUGGGUGGUAUGCUGGGGUACGCGUUCGGAGCCAUCGACUGGAGUGCGCUCCCGGUUGGGCGCUACUUCGUCAGCAACGAGGCCGCCGUCUUCGCGGCCAACUGGAUCGUGCUGCUGAUCGGCCUGGUCAGCACCCUCACGGCCUUCGCCGAGAUUCCGCUCCCGGUGCAGGAGCGCGACGAGCUGCUUCGCCCCGUCACGCACUGGAUGCUGCAGAAUGAGGUGAAACGGUUGGCCGCGCCGGCGGACGGUGGAUUGACCGAGCCGGCGGCGGCGGCAGAGGAGGAUGCGCAGGACCAGACGAUUGGAUUUCGGCAGUUCCUGCGCAACACCGUCCGAAUGCCGCGCUCAAUGAAGCUGCUCUGCUUGACGCAGUUCCUCUCGCACAUGGGGUACCUGCCGUACUGUCUGUACUUUACCGACUUCGUGGCGGGCCAGGUUUAUGAUGGAGACGUGCUGGCUCCCGUAGGAUCCGGACCGCAGGUGCGCUACGAAGAGGGGCUGCGGUUCGCCUGCUGGGGGAUGGCCCUGUUCUCGGGCUGUGCCUCGCUCUACUCACUGGUGAUUGAACGAUUGAUCGAUCGGUUCGGCGCACGGACUGUCUACGUCGGCGGGCUGAUGGCCCACUGUGUGGGGAUGCUCGCGAUGGGCUUCGUGCACCGGAAUGCGGUUGUGCUGGUGUCCUGCGCCCUUACCGGCAUCAUGUACGCCACCAUCUAUUCCAUCCCGUUCCUCUUGAUCUCACACUAUCACUCCAAAAACAGCUUCGCCAUGGAGAACGGCAAGUGCGUCGAGAGCACCGAGCCACGGGGAUUCGGUGCCGACGUGUCGAUGAUGAGCAGCGUCCUCUGCCUGGCGCAGCUGGUCGUGUCGCUGGUGAUGGGUGUUGUGAUCGAUGCGGCCGGAACGACCACGGUGAUCACCUUUGCCGCCAGUGGCCUCACGCUGCUUGCGGCCGCCUCAGCCAUGGCCCUACUCUACAUGGAUCUCUAA